This is a messenger RNA of Catharus ustulatus (Swainson's thrush), 2249 nucleotides long. It is a transcript of the gene MED25, whose product is annotated as mediator complex subunit 25. Lineage: Eukaryota; Metazoa; Chordata; Aves; Passeriformes; Turdidae. The transcript is spliced from 20 exons. Gene Ontology annotation, biological process: positive regulation of transcription by RNA polymerase II. Bases 98 to 2152 code for a protein of 684 amino acids. Gene Ontology annotation, cellular component: transcription regulator complex; mediator complex. The record is from RefSeq and is a predicted model, not a curated record.
GUCACGUGAUAGUGCGGACGCGAAGGGGAGCACUUCCGGCGGCCACUUCCGGCCCGGCGGGACCUGCUGCCGAGCCGCGGAUUCCCCCGGAGGGGCCAUGGUGGUGUCGGCGCUGGAGCCCCCCGCGCCCCCCGCCAUGGUGGCCGAUGUCGUGUUCGUCAUCGAGGGCACCGCCAACCUCGGGCCUUAUUUCGAGUCCCUGCGCAAGCAUUACCUGCUGCCCGCCAUCGAGUACUUCAACGGGGGCCCCCCGGCCGAGACCGACUUUGGGGGAGACUUUGGGGGUACCCAGUACAGCUUGGUCGUGUUCAACACCGUGGACUGCGCCCCCGAGUCGUACGUUCAGUGCCACGCGCCGACGUCCAGCGCCUACGAGUUCCUCACCUGGCUGGACAGCAUCCAGUUUGUUGGGGGGGGAGGGGAGAGCUGCAGCCUGAUCGCCGAGGGGCUCAGCACCGCCCUGCAGCUCUUUGAUGACUUCAAGAAAAUGAGAGAAACAGAUAGGCCAAACCCACAAGUUUGUGUCCUGAUCUGCAACUCCCCCCCCUACCUGCUGCCAGCCGUGGAGAGCACGACGUACUCGGGCUACAGCACCGAAAGCCUGGUGCAGAGAAUCGCUGAGCGUGGGAUCCAUUUCUCGGUGGUGGCCCCCGGAAGCUGCCGGCGCUGCGGGUGGUUGUUUGAGAAGGGAGCCCCCCCCGGCAGCCUGGAGCCCCCCCAGGGCAAAGAGUGCGGCCAGGACCCGAGACACAUGGUGCUGGUCAGGGGGGUGGCACUGCCAGGCAGCUCCAGCCCCGCCCUGCCCCCCAAGGCCGGCUCUGCGCCCCCGGCCGGGGCCCAGAACUUCCAGACGCCGCCCAGGCCGCGGCGCAAUCGGCCGUGGAGGCGGCCAAGAGCCAGAAGAGCCUCGCGGGGCGCUGCCAGCGGGGGCCCCCCCAGCUCGGUGCCCCCCCAGGGAACCCCCCCAAACCUGGGAGCUCCAACCCUGGCAGGGCCCCAACAAAACAACAAAAUCCUGGCCUGGAGCGGGGUCCUGGAGUGGCAGGAGAAACCCAAACCCGCCCUGGUGGAUUCCAGCACGAAGCUGACGCGGUCCCUGCCCUGCCAGGUGUACGUGAACGCAGGAGAGAACCUGAAAACGGAUCAGUGGCCCCAGAAGUUGAUCAUGCAGCUGAUCCCACAGCAGCUCCUGACCACCCUGGGCCCCCUGUUCAGGAACUCGAGGAUGGUUCAGUUCCACUUCACCAACAAGGACCUGGAGUCGCUCAAGGGGCUCUACAGGAUCAUGGGCAACGGCUUUGCGGGCUGCGUGCACUUCCCGCACACGGCGCCGUGCGAGGUUCGGGUGCUGAUGCUCCUCUACUCGUCCAAGAAGAAAAUCUUCAUGGGGCUGAUCCCCAACGACCAGAGCGGCUUCGUCAACGGCAUCCGCCAGGUCAUCACCAACCACAAGCAGGUGCAGCAGCACAAGAUGGACCAGCAGAGAGGGUUGGGGGGCUCAGCCCCCGUUCCCGGGGCUCCCCCGUUCCUGCCCAAGCAGCCGGGGACGCUCCCGGUGACCUCGGGGGUGCAGCCCCAGGUGAGCCCAGGCCUGGCGCAGGUCGGGAUCAUGGAGGAGCAGCAGCGGCAGCAGAGCCUGUUACAGCUCCGGGCUCAGCAACAACAACCACAACCCCCCCAAGCCCCCCCAGCCGCCCCCGCGCCCCCCCCAGCCCCCCAAAAUCCGGGACCCCCCCAGGCAGGACCCCCCCAAGCCCCCCAAAGUGGGGGGGGGGCUCUGCUGCGCCCCCAAAAUCCGGGAGCCAACCCCCAACUGAGGAGCCUGCUGCUCAGCCAGCAGCCGCCCCAGGGCGGGGUCCCCCCCCCGGCUCAGCCCCUGCAUCACCUGCAGCCCCCCCCGGGGCCCCCCCAGGCCCAGCCCCUGCUGCCCCCUCCCCACCAGGCCCUGGGGGCAGGGGGGGCUCAGCUGCCCCUGCUGCAUCCCCCUCCCCCAGGGCAGCCCUGGCCAGGGCAGCUGGGGGGGCCCCGAGCUCCAAUCCCAGGGCAGAUGCUGCUGCCCCCCGGCCCGCGGGGCCCCGUCCCCCCGGGGGGGCUCCAGCCCGUGCAGACCCCCAGCGUGAUGGAGGAGGACAUCCUGAUGGACCUCAUCUAGGGGCACCCCCAAAUUCGGGGUGGGAACCCCAAAAAACACCCAAAAUACCCCUAAAAAACCCCAAAAAUAUCCUUCAAAAACCUCAAAAAUACACUAA